GCCCUUCAGAGACUAGUUUUGUGUGAGCUGAGGGACAGCGGUGAACCGGGACAAAUGAUCACACGGGAUGCAUUUAGAGGCUCUACCACAGAUGAGUUGAGAUAUGUUGACAAGACGUUUACAUACCAGGGUACUUUAAAUGUCCCAGAACAAGUGCUGAAAUUACGUCUUGACUUCUCCAUGUGGCGUCAUGAAAAUUUAUACCUCCCAUUCUGCAUUAAAACUAUCAAAGGUUAUCUUGAAAAGAGGAGAAAUCAAGUGAAUAGAAAAGAGAAACCCAGAGUCAGACUCAUCCAGAAAGCAAACACAGAUUCUGGAGGAUCUCUGGUGAGUUGUCUGGCAUCAGGAUUUUACCCUUGUCACAUCAACCUGACCCUGUUCAAAGAUGGGCAGCCAGUAUCUGAUCAUGAGAUCACUGGAGGAGAUCUGCUGCCCAAUGGUGAUGGGACGUACCAGAUGAGGAAGAGUCUGGAGAUCAGUGCAGAGGAACAGAGUGAGAAACACAAUUACACCUGUUCUGCUACACACCUCCGUCUGGACAACAAGAUGGAUGUCAGUUUGGAGUAUCCAGGGGAACCAUUUAAAUCAGUGAUUUCCUCAGUCUUCGUGGUUUUGGCAUUAGUGUUGGUGUUUGGGACUGUUAUUGCUAUAAUUACAUGGAAAAGGCGGCAUGCAGUUUCAUUUUUAGCAUCUGAUGAACAUGUGGACGCAACGCCAUAA
Molecule: messenger RNA, 720 nt
Organism: Myxocyprinus asiaticus (Chinese sucker)
Lineage: Eukaryota; Metazoa; Chordata; Actinopteri; Cypriniformes; Catostomidae
Product: major histocompatibility complex class I-related gene protein-like
Exons: 4
Coding region: 55-720 (221 amino acids)
Biological process (GO): immune response
Cellular component (GO): external side of plasma membrane
Source: RefSeq, a predicted model, not a curated record